This is a messenger RNA of Symbiodinium necroappetens, 2853 nucleotides long. The record is from the annotation of a GenBank genome assembly. Lineage: Eukaryota; Dinophyceae; Suessiales; Symbiodiniaceae.
AUGGUUGAUCAACUGGAACUCCCGCCUGGACUCGUCUACUACCAGCAUGAGAGUGGGCAGACGCAGUUUGAGCGACCCUCAUCAAGGUCCUCCAAAGAUCCAUUGGAAAAGAUCAUUGAGAAGGAGAAACGGCAGAAGGCGGAGGAGGAGAAGAAGGAGGCUAACAAGCUUCCUGAGAGGGCCGUCCAGAAGGGCGAAGCUCGAAUUUGGCACAUCCUCAAAAAGCACAGGGACUUCUUCGGAAAGCCCGCAAAGUCCUGGCGGCAAAGCCAGAUAACUUGGAGCAAGAAGGAGGCCAAGGAGUCGCUGAAAGCCUUGAAGUUCAAGCUUGAGAACGUGGCUUACGGGGGCGGGGCCCAGGCCUUGCAGAAGAAGUUCGAGAACUAUGCCAAAGCCGAGAGUGAUGACGACAUCUCCGCAAAAGUCGGUGGCGACUUGGGGCCCAUCACCAAGAAGAAGAAGCUCUUCGGUGGCUAUGAGAUCGCGAAGGCCUCCUUCGAGCUGAAGAUCGGCACCAUCUCGGACAUCCUCGAAACCUCCGAGGACAUGUGCGAGUUUGUGUGGCAAAGCUUGGACAGGGCCGCCCUGAGUGGAGCGACCCUCAUGCUCCUGCGGGUGCUGUUGAUCAGCCUGGCGCUCCUGGCGACCGUCUACUUCUUGAAGGCUGUGUUGCUGCAGCUGACAUCCGAUGAUGCCAUCGAUGAAGCGGAUUCCGCUCUAAGCGGCCAAAAUAACUCCUGGACCGACGUUGAGAGGGCUCUGCAAGCGUUCAGGAGUGGCGAUGAUUCCAAGGCCCUGGCGAUCCUGACCGGCUGCCUCACCAAUGAGGACUCGGCUGAGGCGGAUCAGUUGGAGACCGCUGCAUGCAAGAACUCUCUCGGCGAGCUGCACUGGGUCGGAGCCGGGGUAGAUCGGAAUCUCACGCGGGCCAAAGAGCUCUUCGAGGAAGCAGCUGCCGUGGGUGAGCCGGAUGCGCAGUACAAUCUGGCCAUCCUCUAUGCCUCGACCGAGAGCAGCGAUGAUCUGCGACGGAACGAGGCCCUAGCUGUCUUACACCUGUAUGCUGCCUCCACAGCAGGCCAUCCAGGUGCGUUGAUGGCCAUGGGCUACAGGCACUUGCACGGCUACGGUGUGCCACAGGCCUGCACCACAGCAGCCCUGAAUUACAUCGACGUUGCCAAGGGCAUUGCCAGCAUCUACUCAUCUGGCAUGCCGCAAGCAGUCGAGCUGGUUCGCUUGAACCUUCCGCAGAAGGACCGGAAGGUCAUGAGCAGCUCGGAGCUGAAUCUCUUCGUGCAGAUCGCCACUAGCGGAGACAGCGCUGUCGCCGCGGCGAUCGGGAAGCGCUACCUCUUGGGGAUCGAGGGCUUUAAGCAAGACUACCAGAAGGCCAAGCAGUACCUGAAGAUGGCGGCCAACAGGCAGCACUCCGGGGCCUUGGCUCUCCUGGGAUACAUGUACUGCCUAGGCCUUGGCACACCCCAGAACUUGGAGACGGCGUACGCUUACUUCGUGACGGCGGCAUCGUCGAACGACCCCUUGGGGCACAAUGGCCUGGGAUACAUUUAUUUCCGCGGCACCAACGCACAGGCUCGGAAUCUUCGCUUAGCCUUCAAGCACUUUAACGAGUCAGCCUUCGGCGGGUCCUCGGAUGGCAUGUUCAACCUGGCCAGCAUGUACCUCACAGGCUCUGGCACGGAGCAGAGCUUCCAGAAGGCCGUGCUGUACUACACGCAGGCCUUGGAUCGUGGUCAUACUCCUGCCGCCUAUUCUCUUGCCGUCAUGCACUUGAACGGCAUAGGGACGGUACGGGACUGUGACAUCGCCGUGAACCUGCUGAAGAAGGUCUGCGAGCGCGGGGAGUGGGUAUCCAGCAAGCUGGUCAGUGCGUAUGACUUCAGCGAGAAACAGCCGGACAAAGCAGCCCUGAUGUUCCUCAAGCUUGCCGAGGCUGGCCACGAGGUCUCGCAGAUGAACGCGGCCCAUCUCUUUGACCACGGGCAUGCUUCCUUACUCACGCCCGAUCCACCUGCUCAACGCACGGCGCGUCAUGACGACUUCUUCUGGGAAGACUCUCCUCGACUCCCCGGGCAAAACGUCGCCCAGCGUUUCUACGAGCUCUCCGCCGAGCAGGGCAGCGCCUCCUCCGAGCUUCGCUUGGGCGACUACGCCUACUACGGUUGGGGAAUGACGGCGCGCUUCACUGAGGCGCCGCUGCCAUCGGAGGAGGCAAAGCCCGCAGAGCUCGAUCAACCGGGCGAUGGUGGUUGGGAAGAUUUCCCCUUGCCAUCCAUUUAUACCAACGACAAGGUGGAGCUCCAUCCUCAACCCGUCGAUUACGAAGCUGCUCUGGCUCGGUACCGGAAGACGGCCGAUAUGACCGUGACGGGUGAGUGGAUGCAGUCCUUCGUGGCCAGAGCCUCCUUUAACUUGGGCUUCAUGCAUCAGUUCGGAAUAGGAAUCGUGCAGGACCUUAAUAUGGCCAAGCAGCACUACUUUCGGUGUCGAGAGGUCGACCCCAGCGGUUUGCAUGCCCCGGUGACUAUGGCUUUGGCCGCGCUCGCCGGGCAUGUGCUCUACUUGCGACUUCCCUCGCAAGAGGAGAUGAUUAAGCGGCUCUCCGCCGACGUGCGGCUACAUGUGCUGUUUCUCCACAUAGUUGCGGUCAUAAUCCUGGCAUGGCUACACUGCAUCCUCUCAAGCCGACGGCGAACUGCGCCACCGCGGCCGCAUCGUCAAGAUCAGGCCUCUCCGCCAGCUGCGACGCAGCCAGCGCUGGGAGAGAGGCAAGGAAGUCUCGCGCAGACCGCGGGCGAGAGCCGGCGAGCUGCCGGCAAUGUGGUACUCGACUGA